AUGUUUCUCAAACCGAAUAUUACGCUUUUGGAAGAUAAAGAAUUUUAUCCUGCUCUGGACAUGCUUGAGAGAGGAGUGAAAUCACAUUUUCCAGUUGUUUUGGUUCCGGGAAUUGUCUCAACCGGAUUAGAAAGUUGGAGUACGUCAAAUUGUUCACGGCCAUAUUUUCGGAAACGAAUGUGGGGAACAACCACAAUGUUUCGCGCCGUGUUAUUGGAUAAGGAAUGUUGGAUAGAAACCAUGAGACUUGAUCCCGACACCGGUUUAGAUCCACCAAAUUUUAAAUUGCGAUCUGCACAAGGUUUGAUAUUUAAAUUAUAUUGGGUGUGGGGUAAAUUGAUACAAAAUUUUGCAGCAAUUGGUUAUGAUAAUAAUAAUAUGCAUCUUGCUGCUUAUGAUUGGAGACUCUCAUUCUAUAAUCUUGAGGUUAGAGAUCAGUAUUUUUCUAAGCUUAAAGCGACUCUUGAACUUGCUAAAAAAGUUGAUGGAAAGAAAAGUGUGAUAGUUAGUCAUUCGAUGGGUUUGUCAUUAGGAUUGGUGACUCUUUAUUUUUUUAAAUGGGUUGAAUCACCUACGGGAGGAAACGGAGGUCCAAAUUGGGUGAAUGAUUAUGUAGAAGCAUUUGUGAAUAUAGGUGGACCAUUGUUGGGCUUACCUAAAGCUUUGUCAGCAUUACUUUCAGGUGAAAUGCGUGACACCGUUGAAUUAGGAGCUUUUGGAAUUUAUGUACUUGAACGUUUUUUCUCAAAGUUAGAACGUGCAGACUUAUUUCGUACUUGGGGAGGUCUUUCUUCGAUGUUACCUAAAGGUGGGGAAGAAAUUUGGGGAAAUGAAUUCCAGGCACCUGAUGAUAGUGAUGAUACACAAGGAACUUACGGUUCCAUGUUAACAAUGCGAUCAUUAAUUAAAAAGAAAGAGAAUCCCAGUGAAUCUAGCGAUAUAGUAAAAGUAAGAAACCACACAUGUAAAUCUGGUGUACAUUUUUUACAAAAGCAUACGCCAAAUAGAUUUAGUGAAAUGUUAACAAGAAAUUAUAGUUUUGGAGUAGUCACUGAUGAAGAACAAAUGCAAGAGAUAAAAGAAGAUCGUACCAAAUGGACAAAUGUGUUGGAAUCUCAGUUACCUAAUGCGCCUGAUAUGAAAAUAUAUUGCUUAUACGGAUAUGGGAAAGAAACUGAAAGAAAAUAUUAUUAUGCACGUGAACAGCUGGAGGACGAAGAUGAUGAUGAUGAUGAUGAUGUUGAAGAUGAAAAUCAAGAAAAGCGUAAACGCUUCAGGGAUAAACUUGGAGGAUUUUUAAGAAAUGUAUUUAUUGAUAGUUCAGUAAGUUCUGAUAAGGAUCCUAAGAUAAAAAGUGGUGUACAUAAUGGAGAAGGAGAUGGUACAGUACCAUUACUUUCUUUAGGAUACAUGUGUGUUAAAGGAUGGAAAAAUCCCUUAUAUAAUCCAGCAGGAAUUAAAGUCAUUACACGAGAAUUUCAACAUCAGGUAGGACCACCUUUGGAUUUGCGUGGUGGAGAAAAUACAGCAGAUCAUGUUGAUAUACUUGGAAAUUAUGAACUCACGAAGGACAUAUUGAAAAUUGCAUCUGGAAGUGUUAACGAUCUCGAAGAUCGUAUAACUUCUGCUAUUCGAGAAUUUGCGGCUAAAGUUAAAUUAUAA
Molecule: messenger RNA, 1662 nt
Organism: Rhizophagus irregularis DAOM 181602=DAOM 197198
Lineage: Eukaryota; Fungi; Glomeromycota; Glomeromycetes; Glomerales; Glomeraceae
Source: RefSeq, a predicted model, not a curated record